UAUACUGAUCUUCUUCAAAAUUCCUCGUUUUGAUUUUUAUAUCUCGUUUAUUCUGAGAUGGCACCAUUAUAUUUUCAAAUACUUCAAUCUCCUUUUUUGGUAUGAUUUCUUUGCAGCAAUUUCUUUUCUUUCAUUAUGGUGAAAGCUACCAUCUUGCUCUCUAAUUCUUAACUAUUAUACUUACAUUGUAAACCUUGUACACAUGCUUUGGAAAUACUGUACUUAAUCUAAUUAUGGCCAUGCCAAAUAAAGCAAUUUACAAUUUGAGAGCCAGUGAGGGAGAGAGUAAAGGUAAAUGAGUGAAAGCAAGAGGGAGCAGAAGAGGGAUCAGAAUGGAAGGGGAGUAAUUGAAUUGUAACUGAGGCUUUGGUAAUAUUGUUUAUGCAACACUCACGCUCCUAAGGCAUGCUGAAUUGUUGAAGUUAAAUUGAAUGAGGGAGAUAAAAGAGCGGUAGAGACUUGGACAUGAGUGGAAGAGCGAGAGGGUGCCAGAAAUGAAACAAGGAGGAUUUUAAUGGGAACCUUUAACUGCUUCAUCAACAUAUAGGCGAAUUGCCUGUUAUACCAAUACAGCAUAGCCUAUUUGAUUUUGAAAAGAGAGAGAGAGAGAGAGAGAGAGAGAAAGCGAGAGAGAGAGAGAGAUGCUCUGGCUUUGCUUUCAUCAGUCACAUCUCGCUGUGGGAGGGGGAUUGAAGCGACUGCCUCGGAGCUCUCCGGUAACAGAGACAGUAGACGGCACUGACUCAUACUGACGGUCCACACACAGCACAUUUUAGACUCUCCCUGACCUGCAACCUGACAGGAGGAUGAUGAUGAAGACAUAAAGGAACUUUCAACUGGUUUAUUGGUUGUUUUGAAUCCUCUCUUGGCAGCAUAUUUCUCUUAAUAUUUGGGCAUCAGAUAAAGUCAGAAUGCAUGUUAUUUAUUCACCAACGCCAGAUGGCGGUGAGUUGAAAUAUCACUGAAACACAUCUGAGUGUGUUGGGACGGGACAAGGUGUUUUUUCCUCACCUUUUUCUUAACAACUGCGGACGAGAAAACUUCGUUUCUACCGGUGGCGGACCUUCUAUUUUCAUCCUCAUAUCCGACCCCCUUCUCCUUCUCCUCCGCCUCCUCCUCUUCCUCCUCCACCACCUCCUUUUCCUCCUCCAGCCGUCUUCACUUGAUAAAACAACAGCCGACGAAGAGACAAGACGACAGCUUGCCUGCCAGCGGUCAAAGGGAAUCAAAAUAACAAUUUAGUCAACAGCAGCACAGGAUUGGAUCCUCACAAGGAUGCUACUUCAGCACAGACACUACUAGACGGUCCAAACAGCCGCUGCCAAUAUGUUUAGGCGAGGUUAUGGUGGGGUGGAGUUACUCUUGGUGCUGUGCGGCCUGGAUCUCUCUCUGCCCUGCCCUCGCCACUGCAUCUGCUACACUUCACCUAGCACCGUCUCCUGCCAGGACCACAACUUCCAUGCCGUGCCUGAAGGCAUCCCCGCCCAGAGCGAGCGCGUCUUCCUGCAGAACAACAAGAUCCAGCGGCUGCUUCGGGGCCACUUCUCGCCCACCACCACCAUGUUGUGGCUUUACUCCAACAACAUCUCCUACAUACAGCCGUCCACCUUCCACGGUUUUGACCGCCUGGAGGAGCUCGACCUUGGGGACAACCGGCACCUGAAUGCCAUUGCUUCAGACACCUUCCAGGGUUUGGGUAGGCUACAUGCCCUGCAUCUCUACCACUGUGGCCUGAUCAGCCUGCCUCCAGGGAUAUUUGCAGGCCUUCAUAAUCUUCAGUAUCUCUACCUACAGGACAACCAAUUAGAGUUUCUGGAGGAUGAUCUGUUCAUCGACCUACUGAACCUCAGUCAUCUCUUCCUGCAUGGCAAUCGACUGUGGAGCCUUCGCCAGAACACUUUCCGUGGUCUGGGAGUCUUAGACCGUCUGCUUCUCCACCAGAACCGAAUCCAGUGGGUUGACCGCCAGGCUUUCCAUGACCUGCGGCGCCUCACCACCUUGUACUUGUUUAAUAACUCCCUGACUGAGCUGUCUGGUGCCAGCUUGACGCUACUGCCAGCCCUGGAAUACCUACGACUUAACGACAACCCCUGGGAGUGUGACUGCAAGGCCCUGUCACUUUGGGAUUGGCUGCGGAGGUUCCGAGGCUCCACCUCCUCUCUGAUGUGCGUUUCACCACCAGAGCUGGCGGGGAAGGACCUGAAGGCACUGAAGAAAGAGGAGCUGCCCAGUUGCUUGUCAGGCGAGGGUCAUGCACAUGGGGCCCCAGGUGGGGAGAUGGAGCAUGGAGAGUCUUUGAACCACCUGAAUCGUCACAGAAACCAUCACAACCACCAUCAGCGGCCGUACUUGCCCCACGGGGACCAGUACAGCUUGCCUUCACCAUCACCCCUGCCGCGGCCACCUAAGGGAGGGCGCAGAAACUGUACCCGCCGGGGCCGCAAGGCAAAAGGGGGGCUCAAUGAGGUGCAGGUACUACGGGAGGGGGGUGAGAAAGACUAUAAUCCAGAUGAAGGCAAAUAUGACCUGUCUGCAACUGCAAGGAGGAAGAACAAGUGCAUCCCCAGAACUUCUGUCGGCCCACCAAGUGGGGUCCAGAGAGCUAAUAAUAAAGCAGGAUCAUACCUUGCAGAUUAUAUUUUCUGUUUACCAUCAGCUCUACUGCUGUCACUCAUUUCCGUGAUCUUACGCUGAGACAGGGUAUGGAUACUUUUUGCUGGGAAUGCAACCUUAUGAUUCAUUCUCCUGUACCACCCUGCCCUGGCUCUUUUAAUGAGACAUGUGUGCAUAACUGUGCGUGUACAUGACCGUGUACAAAAGAACAUUUGCAAAUAUCUACUGUCAAAGUAGCCCUGCGGUAUUAAGGCAGGCAUCUUCAUGAGUCAUAAUCAAAACAUGGAAGUCAGGGAAAACAAUUUAGCCCAUUGCUUUGAUGAUGUCACCCAGGGAAACAACAGGAAAACUAUACAUUUGUCUCUGUGGCAUCACUUGCUUCACUGAAAUGUACUUGUAAAAACUUUACAGCCACAUAAAAUAACAAGCCAAUCCCUUAUUCAAAUAAUAGUGAGAAGAACACACAGUAAGGAUCAAAACAGUCCCUAUGUUUAGCCCUCUUGACACAAUAGUGCUCUCUCAGCGCGCCCUCCAUCUGUCACUCAUGCUGAGACAAAGACACAGUCAUUCAUAACUGUCACUCAACACACUCAACAAUAACUUAAGAUCCAGAAAGAAAAUACUGCAGAAAGAAGUAGCAGUAAAAUGAUCAUCGUUUUAGUAGUAAUAACUAUAAUAAUUAUUUAUUACUAAUGAAGUGGUUUUACUUACAUGUCUCGCAGUAAGGUGAACCUACUAAAAUGCACAGCUGUAUCCUUGGCUUUUAGUCUAAACUCUGAAAAACACCACUGGAGUUGUGACACAUCUAUAUAACGGACAAUUAUUCAAACUAGUCCUUUUAAAAGGUGUCUGUUGUCCUUGCCAUUGCAACCCAUCAACUUUAAAAGCCAUUCAGAACUAACCUAUCAUCAUAAGAGCCAACCAGUCACAGGCAGUGUAAAUGAGAGAGUGAGCGAACGAGUUUAUGUGUUACUGUUUGUGUGAGUGCGUUUCAACUGAAAAACAAAACAAAACACUAAAGCCAUGCGGGUAGAACGACAAUAUGAUAGCAAGCGUGCCUAUUGAGAGCCAGUGGCCAAUGAGGACAAACCAUGGAGGUACGGGGGUGGUUUUAUUCACUCUUUGACCUCGCUGGCUACAAAAUAGAGGCCUCAAAGAGCCUGAAAGGUCAACUCAUGUAGGCCAAGGAAAAGCUGAGGCCAGAGCCAGCCUGGCUCACAAAACUUCAGACUCCCAUAAACUGUUAUGCACUUUCUUCUUUAAUGCUGUGGAGGCUAACGGGGAAAACAAUUUCCUUCAAACAGAGAUGAUUCAAUCCAAAUAAUCAGACGGAGGGUUUCAAAUGCUGGAAAUGCCCCACCAUCAGGGAGGAGUACUGACAGCUCGACAAUAUAUCUCCUGCAAUUGCUGAAACUGGAAAAUAAAUGCAGUUCAGAAUCUGUGAUGAUCAUCACAGGGCAAAGUGACUUCUUCUGAAUUUUUUCCUUUGUCCUCUCUGGGGUGUUUAGUGUGCUCCGAAACAGAUGGACUUAACAAUCUACAAGCCCUGAUUGGAGAGUUGGAUAUUAAUGCUGCUAUGUCCGAGAAGAGCCCUUUCUGAGGCUCGGGAUUCUUCUUUAGGAAAUAACAAGGACAGAGAGGACUAUGGGACACAGUGCCCUGUAUGAACUGGAGCGGUUCAAGCACACACACCCCCCUAAUAAAGCCCGAUCACCUUCACAGCCUUCCGAUCCCACUGCAAACCACUAACCCCUGUCAGUCCAGGGCUUCAAAUCCUAGAGCACAGCACCACAAAUGCUGUCUAGAUUUUGCCCCAAGACCUGAACUAUUUCACCCAAGGUCUCAAGUGCUCGAUUACAAUAGGUGAAGCCUGUACAGUUACACACGGACCAUCCGGGUACUUUCACUAGCCAGUAAUGCUAAAAGUCUCUUUAUUUCUUAUAGCAUUGCACAGUUAUGAAUUUUUCUUUUAAAAUGAGCUACCCUUGUAUGCAAAGGAUGGCCUAGCUAAAAAGCUAAAAUCACGAUAUGCUGACAAAAAAAGCACAAGAAAAUGAUUUGUUUGGUUGGCUGGCAACCUGAAAAUGCGAGUUCUGGAUGGGAAUCCGAGAGCAGGGGUCACAUCUGUACCCUGCUUGUGUGUGUUUCCUGUGGAGCCCCAACUUUUUGUGUCUAUCUAUCUAAAUGUUGGGGACGAACAGAGCCUGUCACUGGUGUCGUCCUCCCGACAUGUAGGAUUAGAGACCCCUACUGGUGAACUUGUUUGUGCUGCUGUGAACCCAGAGGUGAUGUAAAUUGUGUCUUGUUUAUUCCUGUGAGGAUGAUUAUUUUGUAAAAAAAAAACAAAAAAGAAAGAGAGAAAAAAAGAAAAGAUGAUCAAAGAGAAACUCUCAUUGUGUCUCGGUAGUUCCCUGAAAAAAAUAAACAGGGAGCUACGGGCUGGAGCUAUAUUUUUUAUUUACUAUGAUUAUUAUCAUUAUUUCACUUCUGUCUUUUUGUUUUGCUGAGUCAUUCAAGAUAAACGGUACACCGCACUGUCCCCUCUUGCUCCUCCUCUAUUCUUCAAUAUCCUCCUCAUCCCUCUGUCUCUCCCUCCCUCUCUGUCUGCUUAUUCUCUUCCCUCCCUCCCCAACUUCUCUGCUCCUUUCUCUUCCACCCUCAUUGCUCCCUCCUUCCCCUCCUCUAUCUCUCUUAUUCUUUUCCUCUCCUCUCUUCCUUUGUGCAACCCAAAUGUUUUGUAUGUGGUUAUCAAACAAUGCCAGACUCAAAAGCUGUUUAUAAAUAACAUUAAACAGAAAGU
Molecule: messenger RNA, 5413 nt
Organism: Micropterus salmoides (largemouth bass)
Lineage: Eukaryota; Metazoa; Chordata; Actinopteri; Centrarchiformes; Centrarchidae
Gene: rtn4rl1a
Product: reticulon-4 receptor-like 1
Exons: 3
Coding region: 1327-2694 (455 amino acids)
Molecular function (GO): protein binding
Source: RefSeq, a predicted model, not a curated record